AUCACUGUAACAGUUUCAAUUGAUUCUCUCACACACUCUUAUCUCUCUAUAGGGCCAUGGAAUCUCGCUAUUUCAAUCUAAAGAUGGGAAUUGGGUCAUUGAGAAAUGUGAUACUAGUGAUGAUGGUUUUGUCAAUUUGCAUGAAAGGGGCUUUUGGGAUCAGAUUUGUGAUUGAUAGAGAAGAAUGUUUGUCUCAUGAUGUUCAAUAUGAAGGUGAUACUGUUCAUCUUUCCUUUGUGGUUAUUAAAGCUGAUGGGUCUUGGCAUUAUGGUGAUGAAGGCGUUGAUCUUCUGGUGAUUUGCGAUUUCUUUAUUUUAAUUUUUUCUGUGUUUUUAUACCAUGUGAUUAAGCACCAUGCAACUAGUAGUAAUUAG
Olea europaea var. sylvestris is the source of this 374-nucleotide messenger RNA. RefSeq names its product transmembrane emp24 domain-containing protein p24beta2-like. Bases 57 to 374 code for a protein of 105 amino acids. The transcript has 2 exons. The record is from RefSeq and is a predicted model, not a curated record. Lineage: Eukaryota; Viridiplantae; Streptophyta; Magnoliopsida; Lamiales; Oleaceae.